GGCUGGAUCCGCGAAAGAGGAGUACUCGUGCGGGACAUCGAUCUGUUCCUCCGAUCCGACAUACGGCGUUGUUGUGGACACGUUGUCGUUUAUCAACGGCGGUCCCACCGGGAACGGAGCUCAGUCAACGUGCGGUCGUGAUCGCGGACGGAAGCGCUAGAAACACCCGAUACAGUGCGGUUGUGGGCCGGAAGUGCGAUAGUUUGCUGGCGGAAAGUGUUUGAAUUGCGAACAGCUGAAAGUUCUCACUAUUUGCGUUAGGUGCAUGUGAAGGAGAAAAUUGUUUCUAAUAGAUUGAAUCAAAAAAAAAUUGUGCUGUUUCUUAAUUACUUCAAGAGAAUUAAAAUAAUAUGAGAAAAAAAUUGACAUUCAUAACUCUCCAAAGUAGUGAUUAAAUACCUGGAAGAGACUGAAAGCCUCUGAAAUAUAAAGAAUCACAUCAGAUCAAAAUAGAACACCAACGAACCGAUGACAGUUGUCUAGGACCAGCUUAUUGUCACAAAACAGCUCCGACGAAAAGUGAAGUGUCAUAAAAUCAUUACCAGUUUUAGCAGGCAGCUUCCCAAUCUUAGCAACAUUAACCCAAUAAGCGUGAUUAAACCCGCACCGGAAGCCGAAUUCAUCACGCUGGUUGGCUGUGAAGAAGCACACGGGUUCGAAUGCGGCGUUGAACCGAGUUGGACUAGUGAAUAGUGAAUUUAUUCGGUCGAAGAAACUGCCGUCUGCCGUGGCAGUAGGGAAAGGCAGUAGCAGCAGUAGCAGGCCACCGGACAGUCGACAAACGUACAACGCGGACAACAGCAGCAGCGAGAUGAGCGAACAGUCGACAACGGUCAGCAGUGGCAGUUUUAUGCUAAUAGCAUCAAUUGUGAUAUUAUCAGUAAUUACCAGCGCCAGGUGUCAAGACUUUGGAUAUGAUGGUGCAAAAGGUCCAUCCCACUGGGGCGAACAGUACAACAGCUGUACCGGCAAGCAUCAGAGUCCGAUCAACAUCAACUCGCUGGAGGUGAAAAAGGUGAAUCUACCUCCGCUGGUGCUAAAUGAGUUCGACACGCCUCCGGCCCAGACCAACCUGACCAACAAUGGACACACGGUGGCAGUCACGAUGAGUGCCGACCACAUCCCAACGAUUUCCGGUGGUCCACUGACGGGAGAGUAUCGUUACUCUCAGCUUCACUUUCAUUGGGGUGAUAACGAUACGGUGGGCAGCGAAGAUAUGAUCGACAAUCAUAUCUUUCCCAUGGAACUGCAUGUGGUAUUUUUCAAGCAGCAGUACGGAAAUGCCAAACAGGCCAUGAAGCAUUCGGACGGCCUAACGGUGCUGGCAUUCUUCUACGAGGUCGCUCCGGAGGAUAACCCCACGUACGAGGAGUUUGUCCAUCUGCUGGGCAAUGUGACCAGUUCGCACAAAUCGGCGUCCUUCGUAAGUCCUCCCUCACUGAGGGACUUGAUAGCGCGUGAUCUGUUGCAUUACUACACGUACGAUGGGUCACUGACGACGCCGCCGUGCAGCGAGGUUGUCACGUGGAUCGACUUCAAGGAGCCAAUUUUGCUGUCCCAUGCGCAGAUUGAGGCAUUCCGCGCGCUAGAGGACGAAGAAGGACGCCCACUGACCCACAAUUUUCGCCCGAUUCAACCGCUGGGCGAUCGCGUGGUGAUGUUCAACACGGACGAGAUCGUCAAGGACGUCGACCUGACGGAUGACGAAGCGGAGAUGCCGCCGCCCGACGAGGAGCAGGAGCAGACGCUGGAUGGCAGCAGUGCCAAACCGGAUGACGCCCGGAAACCGAAGCACGGUGGUCGGACAGGACGACCGGACAGUGGGACCGGUUCGGUCGCCGCUAGCUGGAUGCUGGUGCUGACGUUUGCGGCGUUGGUUCGCUGUUUAGUCGGUUAAGAAGGAUGCUCGCUCCUCGCGUUCUCUAUUGAAUUAAUUGUAAAUAGCUGAAUAGUAGAUACCUAAUUUAAAAGCGAUGCUAUGCUAUAUGUUGAUAUUCGAUAGCGGUUGAAUUUCUCUCAAGCGAAUUUACUGUGAAAAUGAACAAUAAGUUAAUCGGUGCACGAUUUUUAGGACUACGAUUCGAUAAGAAUUAUCUCGAUAGAUGUAAUGUAUUGGUAAUUUUGCAAGUAGGAGACGAAAAAAGCGCUAAAUUAAGUAAUCCGGCCGCAAAUAAACGGAAUAGAGUGGAUAGCAUGAGCUAUGAUGGCAGACCAAAUAUAUGUAAUGAAUAUAAUAAAAAUAAUUUUUGUUGAAAUCAAAAUGAGAUUUCACAAGAGAGUAACUGAUAAUCGUUGAAUGCUACUUACUACACACAUUCUUACGUUUAAUACGGAAAUACCGAAAUUUUGUUCAAAUAAACUCUCUAGAAAUGAGAGCUAGUUCCGCCAAUAUGGUUGCCGGGAGGAUCCGAGUUUUUUACAGCCCUAGUAAUUCCACCAAAUAAUCAAACUUUAGCUUACCUGUAUCUGUAGUGUAUAAAAAUCACUAACACUUUUAUUUAAUUUCAUUUUGCUUCUAUAACCAUUUAGUUAACGUACUUCUU
Messenger RNA from Sabethes cyaneus, 2543 nucleotides. RefSeq names its product carbonic anhydrase 7 (gene CAH2). Bases 812 to 1897 code for a protein of 361 amino acids. The transcript has 7 exons. Gene Ontology annotation, molecular function: carbonate dehydratase activity; zinc ion binding. The record is from RefSeq and is a predicted model, not a curated record. Gene Ontology annotation, cellular component: cytoplasm. NCBI's taxonomy places the organism in Eukaryota, Metazoa, Arthropoda, Insecta, Diptera, Culicidae.